AUGUGUCAGAUUGCCCUCAUCAUCUUCCGCUCUACAUUUGGAGAACAACGUGAGCUUGGCGCAGACGGCCAGUCAGGAGACGAAGACAAGACCCGGGUCAUGAGAGAUCUCACAAUUUCCCAGUUGCUUCCAUCAGUUUUAGUGUGGAUCAAAGAAGCGGGCCACAAUAUCAUUCAGCUGUCAGAUGUGUCAUGGAAUGACUGUCCGAACCCUGUCAGCCAUGGUGGUACCUUUCUUGGCCAGUCAAGCCUUGGCAAACGGUGUCCCAAUGGAUUUCCACCAUGGCGGUGGAUGUACUGGCUGAAGCUUCUGCAUGAGAUCAGGGAUGAGGCGAACAAAAGUAGCGAGAUCCAUCUCGAGGUGUAUGCUGCUGAGGCGAUUGAUGCAAUAGUUUCUAAUGUGGAGGAACGGAACUCGGAGAUCCUCAGGGCUUAUCAAAAUGGUGGUGAAGAUUUACACCAGGAUCAACAUCUGUCUUGCUUGAAUGGUUUGGCCAGGGGUUAG
Fusarium venenatum is the source of this 504-nucleotide messenger RNA. RefSeq lists its product as uncharacterized. Lineage: Eukaryota; Fungi; Ascomycota; Sordariomycetes; Hypocreales; Nectriaceae. The record is from RefSeq and is a predicted model, not a curated record.